Messenger RNA from Gadus morhua (Atlantic cod), 3903 nucleotides. RefSeq names its product solute carrier family 44 member 2 (CTL2 blood group) (gene slc44a2). The record is from RefSeq and is a predicted model, not a curated record. Gene Ontology annotation, cellular component: membrane. The transcript is spliced from 22 exons. Bases 362 to 2854 code for a protein of 830 amino acids. NCBI's taxonomy places the organism in Eukaryota, Metazoa, Chordata, Actinopteri, Gadiformes, Gadidae. Gene Ontology annotation, biological process: transmembrane transport. Gene Ontology annotation, molecular function: transmembrane transporter activity.
AGAGAGGCCAACUCUCUCUGGUGGAGUUUUCUAUACUACACACACAGAUUAAGCCUGUAAGGACUAGAAUAACGUCAACCACUGUUUUCACACUACAUAGAGAGGGGGAAGUAAUUGUCCCCGGGCCAAAAGUAAGAGAAAGAGGAAAAUAUGUGAUUAGAAGAUAACAGAAAAGGAGAUCCUCAUCGAGGUUUUAUUGCAGAAGAAGUAAGAAAGAGAAUACAGGAAGUGAGAAUUCUGGUGGUGGGUGGUAGCGAGAUGAAGACUGAGGCUGUCAAUACAGGAAGGGGACGUUAAACGUGCCACUGAGCUGAGAGAAGCCAAAACAAACGGUUAAGACCAAGACAUCACGAGCGUCGGCAUGAAGACGGACAGACAGAACGGAGAGGCCAGGAAGUUUGAUGCAAACUUCAAGGGACCGAUCCACAACAGGGGUUGCACCGAUGUCCUCUGCUGUAUCCUCUUCAUCCUCUUCCUGUUCGGAUACUUCGCCGUGGGGCUCCUGGCUUGGUCCCAGGGCGACCCCAGGAAGGUGAUCUACCCCACGGACAGCAGGGGGCAGUUCUGUGGGCAGGCCGGGACUCCCAUGGAGAAGAAGCCUCUGCUGUUCUACUUCAACAUCCUGAAGUGUGCCAGCCCCCUGGUGCUCCUGGAGCUCCAGUGUCCCACCACACAGAUAUGCGUGGAAACGUGUCCCAAGGAGCACCUCACCCUGCUCACAGCCAAGCUGAGCUUGGACAGAAAGAAGCAAGACUAUUACAGGAGUUACUGUAAGGAAGGAACCAACUUCACCAAGAUGAGCGCUCCAGAUAUCCUCAGCCAGGGACUCUGUCCAGCCAUGCUCAUCCCCAGCCAAGCCUUCACCCACCGCUGUCUCCCCGCCCUGGGCACCCUGAAGGGGGUGGUGGUGGUGGGGAACGAGACCUCCCUGGCGGACAACGCCGGGGACCAGGUCAACGCCACGCAGCUAUUGGACGCCGCCAAGAAGUCCAACCUGGUGGUGGAGGCGCGGCAGGUGGCCAUGAGGAUCUUUGAGGACUACACCGUGUCCUGGUACUGGAUCCUGCUUGGCCUGGUGAUAGCGAUGGUGGUCAGCUUCGUCUUCAUCGUGCUGCUGCGGUUCCUGGCCGGGGUGAUGAUCUGGGUCAUGAUAAUCCUCGUCAUCCUGGUCAUCGGCUACGGGAUCUUCCACUGCUACUGGGAGUUCGCCAGUCUAAAGGGAGUGGCCGGAGCCGACGUCACCAUCAAGGACCUGGGCCUGCAGACAGACUUCUCCAUCUACCUGCAGAUCAGACAGACCUGGCUGGCCUUCAUGAUCAUCCUGGCCAUCGUGGAGGUGGUCAUCAUCCUGCUCCUCAUCUUCCUGAGGAAGAGGAUCCUCAUCGCCAUCGCGCUGAUCAAGGAGGCCAGCAGGGCUGUGGGCCAUGUGAUGUCCUCUCUCUUCUACCCACUGCUGACCUUCUGUCUGCUGGCCAUGGUGAUCGCCUACUGGGCCGUCACAGCUGUCUUCCUGUCCACGUCCAAUGAGCAGGUGUACAAGGUGUUCAACAUCAGCGCGGGGGAGUUCACCAGGAACAGCUGUGUCCCUGAGUCCUUCAGCCCCAACAACUUCUCGGCUGGCACCCUGGACACCGAGUGCCGCUUCGCGUUCUACGGCGGCGAGACGCUCUACCACAAGUACCUGAUCGUGCUGCAGUUCUACAACCUCUUCCUCUUCUUCUGGUGCGCCAACUUCGUGACGGCGCUGGGGCAGGUGACGCUGGCAGGGGCCUUCGCCUCGUACUACUGGGCCUUCAAGAAGCCCGAACACAUCCCCGCCUACCCCAUCUUCGCCUCUCUGGGCCGAGCCCUCAGGUUCCACACGGGCUCCCUGGCGUUCGGCUCUCUGAUCCUGUCCCUGGUGCAGAUCGUCAGGGUCCUGUUGGAGUACCUCGACCACAAGCUGAAAGGCGCGCAGAACCGGUGUGCCAAGUUCAUCCUGAGCUGCAUGAAGUGCUGCUUCUGGUGCCUGGAGAAGUUCAUCAAGUUCAUCAACAGGAACGCCUACAUCAUGAUCGCCAUCUACGGUAAAAGCUUCUGCCCCUCAGCGAAGGACGCCUUCUUCCUCCUCAUGAGGAACGUCAUCCGGGUGGCCGUGCUGGACAAGGUGACGGACUUCCUCCUCUUCCUGGGGAAGCUGCUGAUCGUUGGCAUCGUGGGGAUUUGCUCCUUCUUCUUCUUCUCUGGAAGGAUCAAAGCUGUGGAGGAGACCGCUCCGUCUCUCAACUACUACUGGGUCCCCAUACUGACGUUGGUGGUGGGCUCCUACCUCAUUGCCCACGGGUUCUUCAGCGUGUACGCCAUGUGUGUGGACACCCUCUUCCUCUGCUUCUGCGAGGACCUGGAGAGGAACGACGGCUCGUCCGAGCGGCCUUACUACAUGUCCCCGGAGCUCCACGAGAUCCUCUCCAAGGCCAUGAAGCCGGAGGAGCCCCCCGGCGAGAGCCAGGGGGACGGGGGCAGCCCGGGGGAGGAGGAGACCCCCCUCAGCCAGCAGGGCUCGGAGGUCCAGCUGAAGCACCAGGCGCUGCUCACAACGGAGCAGGAGCAGGAGACGCUCCUGAAGACCGGCGCUGAAGCACCUACUGCAGCCGCAGAGGAAGAGGAGGAGGAGGAGGAGGAGGAGAGCGAAGGGAAGGCCGGUCCGAAGCAGGAGGCUGAGAAGAAGGAAGAGAAGGUGGAGGAAAAGAUAGGAUCCCAGGAGGAGGUGAAGGCUAAAGAGGAGGAGGUGGAGGCCGUUGCGGAGAAAGAAAUAAACGAAGAGAAGAAAGAUGAGACCGAAGGAGUCGAGCCUGCGGCCUCGAACAAGGAGUAGGGUCAUGUGACUGGGGUCAGCGCGCAGGGGGGGGGAGUUAAUUAUACAUGACGAGCUUGGCUGAAACUAGGGGUUUAAAAGAGGGUUUAUAUGCAUGUGCUCAGUGGCACAGCCCCGCCUGCCCCCUUGUGGUCGGACCGAGCGGGUGACGUAGAAGGAGUCUGUUCUGUGGGUGUGUGUGUGAGCUCCAGGCCUGCUUCCCCCUCGUCAGAGAGGGGGUCUUCUGUGUGAGCACCCAGUGCCCUGCUGUAGCUUCGACAUGUUUGGUUUAUCGUGCCGGGGAGUGACGCCCGAGUGUUGGGUAUUUAUAUUGUGAGAAAAACGUGUAGGACUUUUGCAAAACGCUGAACCUGUGCCUGACUUUACUAUCAUUAUACACACACACCCUGAACCUCGUCGUCAUGGCAACGGGUGCGCCUCAGAAACCACCGCAUACCGGGUUUACAGAGAACGCAUCUCGCUGGAGAGGGAGUCUUUCCACUGUUUACAACACACUACCAGCUGAUGCCAAAUGGUUAUACUCAAAUUUGAUAGACUGUGUGUGUACACACUUUUCUUUUUGUCCCACGGGACUGAAAUGUCUAAACAGUUGUGUGUGUUUGUGUGUGUGAUGUUUGUACUAUCUCUGCGGCCUUGUGUAGGUCGCAGCUCGCAGACUUACUGUAUUGUUUUACUGCACACUUGCCUUGGUCAUUUUCGAUGGGGAUAAGGGAUUGUUUCUGCAACGAUGCAACCAUAACAACCUCUCAGACUUUCCAAAUCCCGUUGUUCACUGAUCAUUGUUGUCUCUCUCUCUCUCUCUCUCUCUCUCUCUCUCUCUCUCUCUCUCUCUCUCUCUCUCUCUCUACUUCCUGUUUUCUCUCACUGCUGCAUGCUGGGUAAUAUCGCCUUCGGAGUUCUUUGCUACUAACAGCCAGCGUCUGUGGAUGCCUUUGUACCUCUUUCCUGUUAGCUAGAAACGUAGAUGUUGAACGUAGAUCUUUUUCGGUAAUACCGGUGACAUUCCAUAUUUACUGGAUGUAGUUAUUGAUUAAAGGUGAUUGAAUGAA